Molecule: messenger RNA, 1158 nt
Organism: Ziziphus jujuba (common jujube)
Lineage: Eukaryota; Viridiplantae; Streptophyta; Magnoliopsida; Rosales; Rhamnaceae
Product: probable indole-3-pyruvate monooxygenase YUCCA10
Exons: 4
Coding region: 1-1158 (385 amino acids)
Molecular function (GO): N,N-dimethylaniline monooxygenase activity; NADP binding; flavin adenine dinucleotide binding
Source: RefSeq, a predicted model, not a curated record
AUGGAAGGCAUUUUGGUAGCAAUAGUUGGUGCUGGUCCUUCUGGCCUUGCCACUUCUGCAUGCUUGAACACAAUGUCAAUUCCUAACAUUGUUCUUGAACAAGAAGAUUGCUGUGCUUCGCUUUGGAAGAAACGUGCUUACGAUCGCCUAAAACUUCAUCUUGCAAAGCAGUAUUGCUCUUUACCACAUCUACCACACCGACCUUCAACCCCUAAGUUCAUGUCCAAAGAUACUUUUGUUGCUUACAUUGAUGAUUACGCUGAGAAAUUCAACGUAAAACCCCGGUAUAAUCGUAUGGUUGUUUCCUCGUAUUACGAUAAAACCGAAAAGAAAUGGAGGAUUGAAGCUAAGAAUACUGUAACUGGGGAAAUCGAGCUUUAUGUCGCAAAGUUUUUGGUGGUGGCAACCGGAGAAAAUAGCAAACCUUUCAUUCCUGAGAUACGUGGAUUAGAAAGCUUUAAAGGAGACAUUGUUCAUGCUUCUGAGUACAAAUCUGGACUCGUAUAUGGAGGUAAAAGGGUGUUGGUUGUUGGGUGUGGUAACUCAGGAAUGGAGAUUAGUAGAGACCUUUCAGACUUUGGAGCUCAAACUUCCAUCCUUAUUAGGAGCCCCUUUCAUGUACUUACCAGGGAAAUGGUGUUUCUUGGGAUGAAGCUGUUAAAUUACCUUCCUGUAAACGUUGUGGAUAAUAUCCUUUUGUUGAAUGCCAAGCUUGUAUUUGGAAGUCUGACCAAGCGUGGAAUUCAUCGACCAGCCCAAGGACCUUUUGCUUUCAAAGCUGCUACUGGGAAAACCCCUGUGAUCGAUCGCGGAGCUAUUGAAAAGAUUCAGGCUGGAGAAAUCGAGGUUCUUCCUGAAAUUGUGAACAUAAAUGGAAGUUAUGUGGAAUUCAAAAAUGGUGUAGUAAAGAUUUUUGACGCCAUAGUAUUUGCAACUGGCUACAGAAGUGUAGCAUAUAACUGGCUCAAGGAAUACUACUAUGUCCUUAACGACAAUGGCAAGCCAAUAAAAAAGCCACCAAAGAAUUGGAAGGGAGAAAAUGGCCUCUACUGUGUUGGAUUGACUGGAAUGGGUUUGCCCGGAGUUUCUGCUGAUGCAACGGCUAUAGCAGCUGACAUAAAGCAAAUCAUAAAAGCAGAUAAAAGUCUGCUUCACUAA